Molecule: messenger RNA, 390 nt
Organism: Neltuma alba
Lineage: Eukaryota; Viridiplantae; Streptophyta; Magnoliopsida; Fabales; Fabaceae
Exons: 1
Coding region: 1-390 (129 amino acids)
Source: RefSeq, a predicted model, not a curated record
AUGACCAAGUGUGUAUUUGGGCAAUGCCGUAUUGAUUACUUAGGACAUGUCAUAUCAAAGAAGGGAGUAGAAAUGGACGAGUCCAAGAUAACAGCUAUUAAGCAGUGGCCAGUUCCACAGAAUGUUACACAACUAAAGGGGUUCCUGGGACUAAGUGGCUAUUACCGACGGUUCAUUCAGGGGUACGCUCAAAUUGCAGGCCCUUUGACAAAAUUACUGACCAAAGAUGGGUUCCGAUGGAAUGAUGAGGCCCACCUGGCUUUUGAAACUCUAAAAGAAGCGAUCGUCCAUGACCCAGUGUUAACUCUACCAGAUUUCUCCAAACCAUUUGUGUUGGAAAUAGAUGCUUCAAGGGUGGGAAUUGGGGCCAUGCUUAGUCAGGAGGGAUGA